AUGAUAAAAUCAUACUUGUUUUUGUUAGCUGCCUUGGCUUUUUCCUUUUGUUUCAUAUCAAAAAUCGAAUCUUUUGACCCAAACGCUAUUCCCUAUGCUACCAGAGAUAGCUGGUGUAAAAAUAACAUAGCAAAUUGUCAGACUUUUUGCAGGGAUAAUGGAACAACCGGUGCAACAACUAACACUUGUGAUGCUACCACUUUCACUUAUUCAUGUGUUUGUUCUGACGGUCGGUCGCCAGAUUCAAACUAUUAUACUAUGCCAGUUGACUACUUUAAAUGCACUAGUGACCAGGACAAUUGUACCCAAAAAUGUGGGCCUGCCAACCAGGAUUGUGUUAAUAAGUGUGCAGGAAAUUGUUCUGCUACAAUGAAAAAAACAUAUACAUAUGCGUUGCCCUCGUCUACUCUUGGAUCUACUCAAACAUCAGCUACAUCAAGUACUAAAUCUUCUCCUAGUAGUCUAUUAACCCCCAGUCUUGCCAACAAAUCAACUCCCGCAAUAACAAUCGGGCUUCUUAUUGUUUUCUUAACUUCUAUAACUACAUCGAAAAUGCACGUCGCUGCAUUAAGGCGUUCUAAACCUACUGAUAAAG
Racocetra persica is the source of this 595-nucleotide messenger RNA. The record is from the annotation of a GenBank genome assembly. Lineage: Eukaryota; Fungi; Glomeromycota; Glomeromycetes; Diversisporales; Gigasporaceae.